Molecule: messenger RNA, 988 nt
Organism: Wyeomyia smithii (pitcher-plant mosquito)
Lineage: Eukaryota; Metazoa; Arthropoda; Insecta; Diptera; Culicidae
Gene: sel
Product: protein seele
Exons: 1
Coding region: 193-810 (205 amino acids)
Cellular component (GO): endoplasmic reticulum
Source: RefSeq, a predicted model, not a curated record
GACGUUGCCCUGGGCUCGAUUUAUCAGCGACCAAUCAGAACACGGUAACGUGUUUAUUUUUCUAACUCUGUCGUGCGCUUAGCUAGCCAAAAACUUGUCUUGAGUAAAACUCGUCAGAUUACUUGAAGGUUUCAAAUUAGUUACACGUUCUGCUCAAACCCGGGAACCGUCUGAUAUCAACCACAAGGAACAAUGAAGACUGAAUCGUGCUGUCUACUGCUUGUACUAGGAACAACAUUGCUUUUCGCCGGUUUAGCAACGGCACAACAUCCAGCAGCCCGUCCAAUUAGUAGCAAAGAAGUUAAAUGCCUUGUCUGCAAAGCGACGAUGAACGAGAUGGAACUAGCCGUGGGGAAGGUAGACCCGAAGAGAAAAAUCGAUGUUGGGGAUUAUCGGCUAGAUGCCACGGGAGACUCCAAGAAGAAGAAGACAAUCCUUUUCGCAAAAUCAGAGAUGUACCUGACGGAACUGAUGGAGUCGGUUUGCGAUCGCAUGGACGAUUACGCCAAGGCUCGGUACAAGAAAAACGGUAGACCGGUAGUGCUGAAAAUGAUGACCGAGUUCGGCAUGAAUCCGGAAAUGUCUGAAGUGGACUUCGUGCAGGAGGGUGACCUAAACAAGACCUUGAAACAUCUGUGCUUAGAAAUCGUGGAAGACCACGAGGAGAGUAUCCUGAAGAUGUUCCAGCAGGAGGACGAGGUGAAGGAUACGGACGUAAGGCUCUGCUCGGAGGUUGCAAAUAUUUGCAACGAGCAACCCAUCGAGGAUGACUACGAGUACGAGGGGGAAGACGACCGUGAUGAACUGUGAGCCGGCCUGCAGGAACCACAUUUCAGCCUCUCGAUAGACGUAAAGAACAAAACAUUAAUAUAUAGUUACUUUAGAAGGUAUUGCAAUUUUUACCAUUGGUUUGUUGAAGGAAACUGCAUUUAUUGUAAAGUGGGAAGAAUAAACAUUGUUCUAGGUAGAAAAACUAGUUUAUGAGCUA